AGAAAUUCUAAAUAUAUGGAAUCAUUUGGUAUUUAAGUCCGGUUAAAAAGAGUGAAGGACCGCAGCCAUCACCGCCACACACAACAAGUCAUCCCCGAAGUUGACGCCACACCGGUGCAGGCUUCUCUCCAUCCCACAACCAAGAUGUUUCUGACCCGAAGCGAGUAUGACAGAGGAGUGAACACCUUCUCUCCAGAAGGACGUCUCUUCCAGGUGGAGUAUGCCAUUGAGGCCAUCAAGCUGGGUUCCACUGCCAUCGGUAUUCAGACAGGGGAAGGUGUGGUGCUGGCAGUGGAGAAGCGCAUCACCUCGCCACUCAUGAUACCCUCCACAAUUGAGAAGAUUGUGCAGAUCGACAAACACAUUGGAUGUGCAGUGUCUGGCCUGGUAGCAGACUCCCGCACCCUGGUGGACCACGCACGGGUGGAGUGUGCCAACCACUGGUUCGUGUACAAUGCAGAUAUGAAGGUGGAGAGUGUUGCUCAGGCUGUGUCUAACUUAGCUAUCCGGUUUGGUGACUCAGAUGAUGAUGGCCCUGCAAUGAGUCGUCCAUUUGGAGUGGCUAUGCUAUUUGCCGGGAUUGAUAACUGUGGGGCGCAGCUGUACCAUAUGGACCCAAGUGGCACUUUCCUGGAGUUUGGUGCAAAGGCUAUUGGAUCAGGCUCUGAAGGUGCCCAACAGUCCCUCCAGGAGUCAUACCACAAGUCCAUGAAGCUACAAGAAGCCCUGAAACUUGCCCUGACUGUACUCAAGCAAGUGAUGGAGGAAAAGGUGAGUGGAUCAAAUGUGGAGGUGGCUGUGGUGACACCUGACAAAGGCUUCCACAGGUAUCCACAAAGCCAGGUGGAGGAGAUUAUCUCAGGCCUGUAAAGUUCACUACGAAGUGGAUUCCAGUGUCUUGAAAGUGGGUAGAAAUGGAUGGAUUUUUCAUGGAUUCUUUCAUUAUUCUUGUUUUGUGGAGCUGUUAAAUAGGUUACUACUACUACUACUUCCUCUAUUAUCAUUGAUAUCAUUACUAUGUCAAGAAGUGUUACCACUUUCUAAUUUCUAUAAGUGUAUCAAAUAAAACCUCCAUUUUGUU
Molecule: messenger RNA, 1081 nt
Organism: Portunus trituberculatus (swimming crab)
Lineage: Eukaryota; Metazoa; Arthropoda; Malacostraca; Decapoda; Portunidae
Gene: Prosalpha5
Product: proteasome subunit alpha type-5-like
Exons: 6
Coding region: 145-870 (241 amino acids)
Biological process (GO): proteasome-mediated ubiquitin-dependent protein catabolic process
Cellular component (GO): proteasome core complex, alpha-subunit complex; nucleus; proteasome core complex
Source: RefSeq, a predicted model, not a curated record